Messenger RNA from Pochonia chlamydosporia 170, 2529 nucleotides. Its product is annotated as alpha/beta hydrolase. NCBI's taxonomy places the organism in Eukaryota, Fungi, Ascomycota, Sordariomycetes, Hypocreales, Clavicipitaceae. The transcript is spliced from 3 exons. The record is from RefSeq and is a predicted model, not a curated record. Bases 1 to 2529 code for a protein of 842 amino acids.
AUGAUUCAAUUCUUCAAAUCCCCCUUCCUCCAGUUUGAGUUUUUGCGGCUGCUCGCCAUGACGCCCUUUGAGGGCGGCGAGAUUGCAGAAAUUCUGGACACAGCCAGCAAGAUCAAAGACCAGGACCCCAACAGCUGGUAUUCGGCUUGGCUCGAGGUUGGCACCAAGGCAGAGCAGAUUGCUCACGAAGCAGAAGCUACCGGUGACAAGAUUUCCGCACGAAGAGCGUAUCUCAGAGCCUCCAAUUACCUGCGGGCGGCACAGUUUAUGCUCAACGAGGGCGCCAUCGGACACGACAAGCGGGUGCUGCCCACGAUUGAGCGAGCCAUCAACGACUUCCGCAAGGGCGUGAAAUAUCUCGACGGCCAAGUUCACUUCCUCGACAUUCCCUAUGAGGAUAAGGUUAAGCUGCCUGGCUAUUUGUACCUACCUGCCGAGUCGAAACGGCUGCCCAACGGACAAAAGACGCCCAUCCUUAUCAACACUGGGGGUGGUGAUUCAACACAGGAGGAAAUAUAUUUCAUCAAUGCGUCAACCGGGCCAAGCCUGGGAUAUGCCGUGCUUACGUUUGACGGCCCAGGCCAAGGCAUCGUUCUCCGCCGAGACAAACUACCCAUGCGGCCGGACUGGGAAGUCGUCGUCGGGCGUGUGUUGGACCAUCUGUGGCAGUUUGCCAAAGACCACCCUGAAGCAAACCUCGACCUAGACCACAUUGGAAUCACUGGCGCGUCAAUGGGUGGCUACUAUGCUCUGCGCGGGGCCGUGGACCCUCGAAUCCAUGCCUGCAUCAGCGUCGACGGUUUCUAUUCUAUGGAAAGCUUUGCUCAGGGCCGCAUGCCGGGGUGGCUGUGGUCCCUGUUCAGCGGUGGAUACGUGAGCAACGGGGUGUUCGAUCGUAUCAUCGGUCUCAUAUCCGGCUGGACGUUUCAGACUCGAUGGGAGUUCCAGCACAUGAGAUGGGCCAUGGGGCGCAACAGCGAUGCGGAGGUCAUCAAGCGCAUGCUCGACUAUACUCUGAAGAACAAGGACGGCAGCGAGCUCCUGCACUCGGUCAAGUGUCCAGUGCUUGUGACAGGUGCUGGCUCCUCAUUCUACUUUGACCCCGAGACGACGACUCGCAAGGUGCUGAAGACGCUGGUCCAUUUGCCCGAGGAUCAAAAGGAAGAAUGGAUCGCGAAAGAUGUUGUAUUUGGUGGGCUGCAGGCCAAGAUUGGGGCAUUUGCUUAUUCCAUGCAGCGGACGUUUGCGUACCUGGAUGAGAAGUUUGGUGUGAAGAGGAGCCCGCUGCCAGACAGCGAGGGCACGCCGGGCCGCAGGAUCAACGCUCAGCAGAAGAAGCAGCGACAAAUACAAAAUUCACUCGUCAUGAGCGAUACAAUGGACCCACCUAUGAUGGAUCUUGCUCCAAACACCGACGAUGGCAUAGCUGUUUCUUCUGCCGCCGGCUCGGAUGCUCACAAUCAGUAUGGCCUCCUGCUAGAUCAGGUCAUAUCCUCGAAUAAUCUAAGCCUUGAUCCGAGCUUAUCAAUGAUUCAGUUCGGAGGAACUACCCCAGCCAUCUAUUCAUCGCCUGCAUCACAGGAAGCCUCUGACGCCCACCUUCACUCUGAGCAGACCACCGGGGCGAGCACUGCCAUUACGACUGGCUCUCCCAACUUGCAAUGGAGCAGCAAUAAUAACGAAUGCGUUAUUGACCCAGCCACCGAAGCAAACUGGCGGCAAGUCUUCAACCGCGAGUGGGAAUUGCUGUCGUGCCAACAGCCAGCAACUGGGAAUGACAUCUCCGCCACAUCAACAGUUAACGGCUCAUGUGAGGAUAAACCAAAGGGCCGGUGUAUAUUGGAUACCAUUCGACAAUUGUCCCAACUCCACGUUGAAUUGUUUGCUCAUGGCGCGACCGUGCCAAAGCCCCCUACCUCCAUUUCGCAACCGCUCAGCUGGAAGGAUAAGGAUUUCGCCAUCGAUCGUACCUUUCAGCUGUCGCAACGACUUAUCGACAUCCUCAACGCCCAGUACCCUCGCUUCUUGGAAACGGCUUCUAUGAUCGGGUCCGAUGCGGCUUCCUCCCCCGAUGCGACAGCCCCACCCGAAGAAGAGUCCAAAAUUGAUGAAGGCUCUUGUCUCCUUAUUCUUUCCUGCUAUCUUCGUCUCGUCGUGGUGUAUGACAACAUAUUCGGAAACAUGCAAGCAUGCUUGGAUCGCUCUUCUGUCACAGCUCGAGAAGACUAUGUUAAUCUCCCGGGAAUCAAAGUUGGCUCCUUCACGCUGCCGCAUUCAUCUGCUCUUCAGAUCGUGCUCAUUUUACAGCUGGCGAGGAAUCUUCUUUCUAGAAUAGGCGAGAUCCUCAAGGCAGCAGGCUUUGACACCUCAACACACGAUGAUGACGGCGUACAACGAGUCCGAUCAACAGAAGACAUGACGAAUCUCUUACUCUCAAGUGCUAUAAAGACCGUGGCUUCUCAAGAGAGCACUUUAAUGGAACGGAUCACAAAACUGCGGAAUACACUCAUCUCACUCAACAUACUCUGA